Acanthosepion pharaonis is the source of this 615-nucleotide messenger RNA. NCBI's taxonomy places the organism in Eukaryota, Metazoa, Mollusca, Cephalopoda, Sepiida, Sepiidae. The record is from the annotation of a GenBank genome assembly.
AUGGCUUCCUGCGACAAAAUCCUUGACGCAUUUGCAUUAUGUAUGACUCGGUCACAUCGAGCCAAAACAGAUUCCAUUUUAUUUGCCAAAGCAGAACCUCUCUCUCUCUCUCUCUCUCUCUCUCUCUCUCUCUCUCUCUCUGGCACACUAUCUCCCACUCCCUGUCUAUCUCUUCGUCUCUAUAUUUAUCUCUGUAUUCUCUUUUUCCCUUGCCCUCUUUCUCUUUCGUCUAUACUUCAUCCUUUUCUCCAUAUUUCUCACAUACCUCUCUCUAGCUUUCAUUCAUUCCUACCUUUCUUUCUGUCUUUCUUUUUUCUUUCUUUCUUUCUUUUCUGCUCUUCAUCUGUCAUUCUCCCUUCUUCUUUCACUUCUACUACUACUACUACUACUGCUACUACUAAUAAUAAUAAUACUUCUUCUUCUUCUUCUUCUUCUUCUUCUUCUUCUUCUUCUUCUUCUUCUUUCUGUCUCUCUGACUUUCUCCCCCUUUCUCUCUGUUUUUGUUUUCCUUUUUUCCGUUUAAUUUUUUCAUUAUUUUCUUUCCUUUUAUUUUUAUUAUUUCUCUUCCUUUUCGAUCUUUCUCAUUUCCUUUUAUUUUUCUUUCUUUCUUUUUGA